UCUGCAUUUGAAGACGAAUAAAUCUAUCGUCUCCGCCGAACCAAACAUUCGUAGGCCGAACUGUCAUGUGUCACAUUUUGACGUAUGUAACAAACUACUUGGGUACCUACAUAUGUCUUUAGUCUUUAUUCCUCGGUAUUUACUUCAAAAAUGCAUGAAGCUUACGAAGCCUCGCCACUGUUGAAAUUGACAGUUCAAAUAGAAUCAAUUGCUGCUUAUGAUGAUAAUUUACUCAUUGGUACAAGACAGGGACAUUUGCUGAUGUAUAAUGUUCCUCCAAAGUCUAACGAAAAACAGGAAUUGGAACUACUACGAUACAGAAAAAAUUUCAGUAAAAAACCAAUACUACAAAUUGAAGUUGUUCCAGAGUAUAAUUUGUUGAUCCUCCUGACAGACAAUAUCAUCUGUGUUCAUGAUUUAAACUCUGCAAGUAUUCCGCAAAUAUGUCAGCUCCAAAAGACAAGGGGUGCCACACUCUUUGUUUUGGAUGUCCAGCGCACCCAGAGCUUGACAGGUGAAAAAAAUACAGUUGUUCGAUUAUGUGUUGCUGUUAAACGGAAAUUGCAAUUGUAUUACUGGAAAGUGGACCAAUUCAUAGACUUUGGAGAUGAAUUAGUUGUGCCCGACGUACCUCGUGUGUUGUCAUGGUGUGGAGAGACUUUAGUUCUAGGAUUUCGAGGUUUGUCUUACAUACUCUUGGACUUGAAUGGUACUACCAAAGAACUGUUUCCAACUGGAAAAUCUCCUGAACCUGGAAUAACCAAAUUAUCUGAUUCUUCAUUUGCACUGGGAAAAGAUUCCCAGUCAAUUCUUAUGAACACUAAAGGAGAAUUAGUGCAACACAACUCAGUUAAGUGGGCAGAUUCGCCCAUUGCUACUGCUUGGGAUGAUCCAUUUCUCAUGGGAAUAAUAAACGAUACUUUAGAAGUAUACACGUUAGAGGGAUGUUUACAAAUGCAAACCAUACGUGAACUUAACAAAGCCAGGUUGCUGUACAGGUGUAAACAAGGACUGGUUUAUGUUGCAUCUGUUGGCCAGGUUUGGUGUGUAAAUGCAGUGGAAGUGACGCAGCAAAUUAGAACACUUCUUGAGCUAAAUCAGUUUCAACUAGCUUUAAAAUUAACCAAUUUGUCUGAUGUAACAGAAGAGGAAAAAGCAAAGAAAACUUACAAAAUACAAACGUUGUAUGCACACCAUCUCUUUGCAAAUAAAAAAUUUUCGGAAUCUAUGGAACAGUUCUUAAAAUUGGGAACGGAUCCUUACGAAGUCAUUAGACUCUUUCCUGAUUUAGUUUCUCAGCCAACAAAUGCUAAUGAGACGAAUGAACCCGUUACAGUUAUACCAACGCUGCAAGAUAGGGAUUUGGAACAAGGAUUACUCGCUUUGAUCAAGUUCUUAAUAGAAGUGAGACAUAAGUUAAUGGGGGAUACAAAAACGAAAGAAAAAGGAUCUGAAAAUUUUUUUGAAAAAGAUCCCUUGAAGGCAGAAAAGUCAAAGAAUAUGACUGCUAUCGCAACGGAACAACUUCUUAAAAUAAUUGAUACUACAUUGUUGAAAUGUUAUUUACAGACCAACGAUGCCCUAGUAGCUCCGCUAUUGCGAUUAAAUCACUGCCACUUGGCAGAGUCUGAGAAAACUCUUCUAAAGUACCAGAAGUAUCCAGAACUAAUUAUCUUGUACCAAACAAAAGGACAACAUAAAAAGGCCCUGGAGUUACUUGAGAAACAGUCAAGCGAGAGUGAUUCCAGCCUCAAGGGUACUGAAAGGACAAUUCAAUACCUACAGCACUUGGGCCAAGAUCACAUGGAUUUGAUAUUGAAGUUUUCUGGCUGGGUUUUGGAACAAGACCCAGAACAGGGGCUGAGAAUAUUUAUGGAAGAUGUUCAGGAGGUUGAACAUUUACCACGACCUAAAGUAUUGGAUUAUCUUCUGCGUUGCCACAAGGACUUGGUGAUAACAUACUUGGAACAUGUAGUGCAUUUUUGGGUAGAUACCACUCCUUUAUUUCAUGACGUCUUGAUACACCAAUAUAAGGAAAAAUGUGUAACAGGCUUGAGUCCAAACGCUACACCCGCGGAAAAGCAAAAUGUUCAGCAUAUUCGACAAAAACUACAACAGUUUCUGGAAAAAUCGACUCACUAUACUCCAGAAACGGUGUUAGUUCAUUUACCAUUUGACUGUUUAUUCGAAGAACGUGCAAUCAUUUUGGGUCGAUUGGGUCGACACGCGCAAGCAAUUUCUAUCUACGUCAAUCUAUUGAAUGAUGUACCAAGGGCGAUACAGUACUGCAAUAACGUAUAUGCAAAAUAUGAAAGUCAGAAAAAUUCGGAAAAAAGUAAACAACAGGAUGGUGCGGAUGAAGUUUAUGUUACUUUGAUCAAACAAUUAUUGAAGCCUACUAACGAGGGUAUCUGGACGACUGGCACUGUUACGGAAAACCAAAGGAUUGCUCAACCUGAUUUGGAGACAGCACUGGAAUUACUGGAAGAACAUGCUGCAAAAAUUAAUCCUUUGAAAGCUCUUGAGAUUUUACCCGACAACGUCCCAAUAAGUCGCAUAAAACAUUUCCUUGAGACAAGCUUGCAAAAUAAUCUGAACGAACGACGAACGACUCAAGUUUUAAAAGGCUUGCUAUACGCCGAACAUCUACAAGUACAGGAGCAACGAAUGCAUCACGAAUCUCAGAGCGUUCUUAUGACAGAAUUCAAUAUCUGUCCUGUAUGUAAAAAACGAUUCGGCAAUCAGAGUGCCUUUGCGAGGUACGCGAAUGGAGAUAUUGUACAUUACUCGUGCCAAGAGAGGAAAUCAUAAUCUGUUGGAUACACUUUGAUUGCUCCAUCAUUUACUAUUUAUAUCCAACAUUUGUACAUCAUAUACCUAUGUAAUUCAUGAAAUAUCGAUGCAUAUUCAUGUACCAUGAAAAAAUAUACGACCAGCUACCAUA
Messenger RNA from Athalia rosae (coleseed sawfly), 2944 nucleotides. It is a transcript of the gene Vps39, whose product is annotated as vam6/Vps39-like protein. NCBI's taxonomy places the organism in Eukaryota, Metazoa, Arthropoda, Insecta, Hymenoptera, Athaliidae. The record is from RefSeq and is a predicted model, not a curated record. The transcript is spliced from 10 exons. Gene Ontology annotation, cellular component: cytoplasm; membrane. Gene Ontology annotation, biological process: autophagy; endosomal vesicle fusion; intracellular protein transport. Bases 151 to 2811 code for a protein of 886 amino acids.